UGGAUUUCCGACCAAUCCAUCAUCAAGAAGCCACCAGCUCCAGUGCAUCUACAGCUCAUCCAAACCUCGUCCAUCAAGACAGUCUUCCAGACAUACCUCAGGAAAGCAAACCGAUACGCACAAGUGCAAGAGUCAAGGCUGCGAAACAGAAAACUCAAACAUCCUCGCAAGGUAAAGAUCGUGAUUCCGCCAAUCCAGAGCAACAACAAGGAGCAUCUACCUCCAACGUCGAAAGUAUCAGCACUCGCACUGCCCGCGUUAGUCCUGUGAAGGCGAGCCGUACCAGUGAAAGAAGCACAGGGAAAGGGAAGGCGAAAGAGGUACAGCAGGAAUCCCCCCGUAGUAACAAACGGCCACGUCGUAGUCAGGCAUCCACCCAAGCCACUCUCUCAAUCAACGAACCCUCUCGUGACCCCAAAGGCAAGAAACGAGCCGCUCCAGAACCUGAAGAAGACGAAAUCGCAGGCCCCUCCGUCAAGCGCCCAAGAAGUUCCGGCUAUUCUUUGAGAUCCACUUCAGCUUCUGCUCAGUCCUCUGAAAUGACUCGCAAAUCCAGGACAACUACCUCGAAGGGUAAAGCUGCCCUGAAAUCCAAGAUGGCCGCUGCCAGUUCUUCACGGAUCGAGGACGAAGACGUUGAAAUGAUGGACGCGGAACUGACCCGACAUGACAGCUCGGACGGCGAUGAACAACUUGAGGAGAAGAUGGAUGUUGAAGAGAACAUACAGAAAGAGGAUCACCCCAAACCGAAAGCAGAUGAGAAACCAGGGGGGCCUGAACAAGACGAUGACGAUGACGAUGACGAUGACGAUGAAGACGGGGAUGGCGGUCACUCAGGGGAAGGACGAAUUUCCUCAAACGAUGCAGGUCCUAUUCCGGGAGGUAUGGAUGAAGCAACUGCCCUAGCUAUUUUCGGCGAUUAUCGACAGUUCGGCUCUUACAUGAUGUCGCUAUCCUCGCGGCUGAAGACUAUGUUGAAUAACAUCAAGUCCACCGCAGAUCCUACCACGAGACUUCUCACUCUCCAGGAGCUGAGUGAGCUGUUGAGUAUUAGCACCGAAGAUACUCUUGCUGGUUCCUUCCAAGUUGAACAAUUUGUUAAGGAACUAGUGAAAAUCCUGGGUGGUCGCAGUACCGAAGAAGACGAAGAGGAGGACAAUGAUGGAGAGCGUGACGAGGAUGCGGCUCUUGCUGCAGCCAUCGCGAUGAGCUCCGGAGGAGCGUACCAAGGAGACGAGAACCUGGAAGCCCAAGUACUCGCCUGCAGAUGCUUAGCCAACCUCAUGGAAGCUCUGCCAGGCGUGGCUCAUACUGUUGUCUACCAUGGCGCGAUUCCAGUCCUUUGCAGCAAACUAAUUGAAAUUUCCUACAUCGAUUUGGCCGAGCAAACCCUCAGUGCGAUGGAGAAGAUCUCAGAGGAGUUUCCCAGCUCGAUAGUCCGUGAAGGUGGCCUAGCUGCCUUGCUCAAUUAUCUCGACUUCUUCUCGAUUGCGGUUCAAAGGACGGCCUUACAAGCUGCCUCAAAUUGUUGUCGAAAUGUCUCGUCUGAGCACUUCCCUAUGAUUCGCGGCGUCUGGCCCAUUAUUAGGAAUUGCCUAACUUACUCAGACCAGCGUCUUGUGGAAUUUGCUUGUCUGUGCGUCAUUCGCGUCAUCGACUCGUACCAUCGGUCGUCCGUAGAGAACCUUGAAUCACUGGUGGACACAGACCUUAUCAAGGCUGUCAACCAGCUCCUGCUUCCCGCUGGUGGAUCUCCCCUAAUUGCAUCGAACACUUAUACCCUCCUCCUCCGAGCUUUAGCAACAUCUGCUCGGGCCAGUGCCAAGAUCACUGUGGCUCUUUUGGAGGCAGACAUAGUGGACACCCUUUAUCAGAUACUAACCGGGGUCUUACCUUCAGCCUCAGAAGACCAUUCUGAUCAGGGAGACUCAGCAAGCGGGCAGGGCUUAGGAGGAGGUCUGGCUGAUAUGACCGUUAUGGAGAAUCUGGCCCACAGACCAAAGGAUCAGGUGGAAGAAGCCUUGAGCCUAGUUUCAGAGUUGCUACCCCCCUUGCCCAAAGGUGGCGUAUUCGAUCACAAAGCUUAUUCGGAAAAAUCCCUCGCUCGGAUGGUGAAAGCCAGAGCGAAGGCCGAUCGAGCGGCCGCUCGAUUGGCUGCCCAAUCACAGCCGCAACCACAGGCUCAACUGCCGACAACUAUUCCAGCAGCUGAAUCCGCCGCUACGUCAACAAGCCAGCUCACAGGCGACACGACUCCCAUUGUCACGGAAGGAGCCUCACAAGAUGCUGAAGAUAAUGUGGAAGGUGCUGCCGCCCUUCCUAACAUUGAACCUACCCCAGACCGCACCGAUAUGCUAAAGUCAAAGCCAGCUGUGGUUGGCAGGUUCAUGCAACUUCUCGUCCCGAUCUUGAUAGAUGUCUAUGCUGCCAGCGUCAUCAUACCGGUCAGGGUCAAGACACUAACAGGGCUACUUAAAGCCGUGAGCUUCCUAGACUCUGAUGGUUUGAAGCACGUCUUGAAGGUCGUCCCUGUGGCUAGUUUUGCUUCGUCCAUCCUGUCUUCUAAGGAUCACCCUUCUCUUGUGAUCGGUGCCCUGCAACUGGUUGACCUACUAUUAGGAAAGCUGCCGACGUUGUAUAAGCCGACGUUCCGGCGAGAGGGUGUUUUCCACGAGAUUGAUGUUCUAGCAGAGCGAACUCUGGCCUCAGUUAAAGCAAAGGAAAAGGAAGCACCAGAUUCUGCUGGAGAUGAUACCCCUUCUCAUCCACCUCCCCCUAUCCCUGGCUACAAAAAGCUCUCGUCAAUGUCGCUUGACCCUGAAGAUGCUAUCACCUUGCGUGCUCGUGUUCUGCAGUUUAAAUAUCUUCACGACAAGGAGGACUCGGGGGGAGACGCUGCUUUUGAACAUUUGCGUGCCCUUGUCGACAAGAUUUCUGCGCCUAACGCCAGUGACCAGGAUUAUUCAGAAGCCCUUCUCGAACUGGCCGUCCUAUUCUCGUCCCCCCACACUUCUGUUUCGAGUUUCGAAUUGCUUCAGAGUGGGGUCAUAGAUGGCUUACUACAGUUCGCCACUGAUGCGAAUCGCUCUGGAAACUUGCAACGGCGAAAGGAAAUUCUUCUCGAUGCUUUUGCCGCACGGCGAAUGAAGAAUCUGAACCCAAGUCAGACACCGUUUGCCACGUUAGUGAAGAAAUUGCAAGAGAGUCUUACUAGGAUGGAAUCCUUCGACGUCAUUACUGUUGCCCAAAACAGUGACGGCUCGAAGCGCAGCUCCCCGUCUCUGCUCGCGCGCCAGCUUCGCCUCCGCCUGGUUGCGGGUGAUGACUCUGAUAUUCCAAGAAACCUCCACAACAUUGUGGUGUCGAUUCAUGCAAUUGCUACUUUCCAGGCUCUGCACGACUAUCUUCGUCCUCGCGUUGCAGGCCUCCUGAGCAGUUCCCGGCUUUCAGGAAUGUUUGCUGCACUUGCGGCAUCUGGGUUUGUGGGGUCAGCUUCCCACCCGCCGACAAAUGAGCCCUCUGUCAAAGCCUCUAGCUCCAAUGCGCCGGCUGAAUCCAGCUCUGCCUCCACUGUCCAACGUCGUCGUAGUCAACGCCUAGCCAAACAAGCUGCUGAGGCUUCGGUGACAGAACCGUCACCAACUAGUGCACAAGGGUCCUCAGAGGAUGCAGAUGGAGCUGUAAAUCAUGCUCCAGAAUCCUUGGCACCGACGGCACCAACAGCAGAGCCUGCUCCCAGUGAUACUGUUGUCGAUUCGGAGCUGCAGGCAGAAUUUACCGAUGACGAUGAAGUGGACGCGGAGGUGUUCGACGAUGAGGUAGACCCUGAUAAUUCUAUUGCAGACAAGACUAUCACGUUAUCGGUUGGUGAAGGUGGAACGAAGGUCGAGGCACAGACACCAGAUGGAACCCGAGUUGCGACACCCAAUGCUGCUUCUAAGGACGGCUUGCUGGCAAUGGCCCGAAAUUCAUUGUCGUCUCGAGGUUCGUACGCUGCUGCGUUGAAGGCUAAGCCGACGGAUUGGCACCUCGAAUUCUCUAUGGAUGAUCAUAUUCUACCGUUGGAUCUAACAAUCUAUGGCGCAAUUCACCAGCAUGAGAUGCGAAAGAAAGCUGGGGCGGCACCGCUGAACAUGAUUUGGCAAGGUAUUUACACCAUCAAGUUCAAGAAGGUCACUGGUCCUGCUCCUGGGCCUGAGAGUCGUGGUGACGGUUCUGACCCCAUCACCAAGAAUAGGUCACCGAGCCCUACCCUCUCCUCACUCCCAGAAGACGCCCCCCAUGCCAAAAUUCUCCGUCUUCUCCGUGUCCUUUCUCAUCUAAAUUCUCUGGAGGCUGAACGCGUUGGUCUUGGUUCAGAAAGGCGAAACCUUCCUGACUCUGCCUUUGUGAACAAUAAGCUGACAGCCAAGUUAACACGUCAAUUGGAGGAGCCUAUGAUUGUUGCCAGGUCCUGCCUCCCUGAUUGGGCCCUCGAUCUUCCACAGCAUUUCCCCUUCCUGUUCCCGUUUGCCACCCGAUACAACUUCCUCCAAUCGACAUCGUUUGGCUAUGCCAGAUUGAUCUUAAAGUGGCAAAGUCAACAGACACGUGGUCAAGAUACCUCUCGUCGAGACGAAGGGAUCGGGUUCCUUGGCCGCUUGCAGCGACAGAAGGUCCGUAUCUCUCGAAAGCAUAUACUCGAAUCGGCUGUCAAGGUUUUCGAACUUUACGGAUCCUCUUCCUCAAUCCUCGAAGUCGAAUACUUCGAGGAGGUCGGAACGGGGUUAGGGCCAACCCUCGAAUUCUAUUCCUUGGUAUCAAAAGAGUUUGCCCGGAAAGAUUUGAAAAUUUGGCGUGACGCGGAUGCUUCUGGACCAGGAGUUUAUGUCGAUCAUCCCAAGGGCCUCUACCCAGCUCCCAUAAGCACGGAGGACAUCAUCAACGAUGGAGGACAGAAGAGAACACAUAUUUUACGCGUCAUCGGUCAAUUUGCUGCUAAAGCAAUGCUGGAUUCACGAAUCAUCGACAUGACGUUCAACAAGGUCUUUCUAAAGCUCGUCCUGGGAGAAGAGUUGCCUUUGACGAUAUCCACAUUGAGGGUCGUUGAUGUCGGACUAGCAAAUUCGCUGGCAAAAAUACAGAACAUGGCUGCCCAACACAAUGCAGUCCCAAAAGAUAAAGUUUCACAGAAGGUUGCAAAGAUAGAGCAAGUUAGUUUUGAAGAUCUUUCACUCGAUUUCACCAUUCCCGGUUAUGAAAUUGAAUUACGGGCUGGUGGAAGAGACAUUCCCGUGACAGUCGAAAAUGUCGAUGAAUACAUCCAUGAAGUAUUGGAUGCAAUCCUCGGCAAAGGGGCGGCGCUUCAAGCAAAGGCUUUCCGUGAAGGUUUCUCGAAGGUUUUCCCAAUCACAGAUCUUCGUGCGUUCUCUUCGGAUGAACUCGUCAUGCUGUUUGGCAAUUCCGAAGAGGAUUGGAGCAUAGAAAGUCUCUCAGAAGCAUUGAAGGCGGACCAUGGCUUUAACGUGGAAAGCCGUGCAAUCCGCGACCUCAUCGAGGUUAUGGCCGACUACGAUACAUCCACCCGUCGGGCCUACUUGCAGUUUAUCACGGGCAGUCCGAAAUUGCCUAUAGGUGGUUUCCGCGGCUUGAAUCCCUCUCUCACCGUCGUUCGCAAACCGCACGAAGCACCUCUGACAGCAGAUGACUAUCUCCCAAGCGUGAUGACUUGUGUAAACUAUCUCAAGCUACCGGAGUACAGUUCCAAGCGAGUCAUGAAAGAGAAGUUGGGGAUAGCCAUGCAAGAGGGAGUUGGAAGCUUCCACCUGUCGUAAG
Cyclocybe aegerita is the source of this 5814-nucleotide messenger RNA. Lineage: Eukaryota; Fungi; Basidiomycota; Agaricomycetes; Agaricales; Hemipholiotaceae. The record is from the annotation of a GenBank genome assembly.